GCUGGUGUCGCUGCAACUGUCGCUUUCUGAGUUUGGAUAUAUUUGGGAGGCGUAUCGGUACUUUGGAAAUUUUACUCCUUGUGUUGUUUCGUGUCGAUCAGCUCAAGAAGUACGUUAACCUGAUCUCUGGGAACGGUGAUUCUACUGGUUUAUCAUCAUGUCUGCCGGUGGGAUCCCCGACAAAGUCCUAAGAAAUGGAGACUUGAUAAUAAAACUUGAAGAGAUAGCCAAAGAUACAGCUCUUUUGAAUGGGGUUUUAAUGCGGACUAAAGACACACCAAAUUCACCUGAGGUGGUGAACUAUGCGCCAUUCACUCUCUUCCCCUCCCCCGUGCCCAGAGCACUCUUCCAGCAGGCUUUGGCAGUGCAGACGCACUUCAACCGACUGGUGGACAGGAUCAGCCAGAAUCCCAGCUUCCUUGAGGAGGCUCUGGCCAGCACUAUCAAAGUCGACGAUUUCACCGCAAGGCUGUUUAAGAUAUACAGACAAGUACUGCAGGAGCCCCAGUCUCAGUCUAUUGUUUUGGGUCUCAAUCGCUCUGACUACAUGUUGGACCAGAGUGAAGAUGGAAAUGUGUCUUUAAAACAGAUUGAGAUCAACACUAUUGCAGCCAGUUUUGGGGGUCUUUCCUCAAGGACUCCUGACGUCCAUCGGCACAUUCUAAGGGUUGCAAAUCGAAUGGAUGAGCUCAAACAAAUACUAGAUAACAAUCCGGCUGCAGGGCUAGCCAAAGGGUUGGCCAAAGCCUGGGAACUUUAUGGAUCUGAGAAGGCUGUGGUCAUGUUUCUUGUUGAGGAUAUCCAGAGAAACAUUUAUGAUCAUCGAUUUGUGGAGAAUGAGCUGUGGAAAAGAAAUAUCCCUGUAAUACGAAGACAGUUUGAUGAAGUAUAUAAAACUGGAUCAUUGGAUGAGAACAAGAGACUCUUUGUGGAUGGACAAGAAGUUGCAAUCGUUUAUUUCCGCAAUGGAUAUAUGCCUAACAAUUACUCUUCAGAACAGAGCUGGGAAGCACGGUUGAUGAUUGAACGAUCACUUGCUGUGAAGUGUCCAAACAUAAGUACCCAUCUUGCUGGAACCAAGAAGAUCCAGCAGGAGCUGGCCAGGCCUGGAGUCCUGGAGCGGUUCUUUCCAGAUGAACCUGAAACAGUGGCUCAGAUUCGGGACACUUUUGCCGGCCUGUACACACUAGAUCUGGGAGAUGACGGGGAUAGAGCCGUGGCCCUGGCUUUGGCAAAUCCUGAUCUCUAUGUGCUGAAACCACAAAGAGAAGGAGGAGGAAACAAUAUUUAUGGAGCGGAGAUUCGUCAGGUGCUAGAGGGCAUGAAGGACAGCUCAGAAAGGACGGCCUACAUCCUGAUGGACAAGAUCAAGCCCCGCCCUGUGCACAACUAUCUGCUCAGGGAAGGAACACCCCUGAGACUGAGUACUUGCCUGAGCGAGUUGGGCGUGUUUGGGGCUUACGUCAGGAAAGGAACAGAUAUGGUGCUGAAUGAGUGCGUUGGCCAUCUGCUGAGGACUAAGAGCUCAGAACAUGCUGAUGGAGGUGUCGCUGCAGGAGUGGCUGUCCUGGACAAUCCCCUGCUGGUCUGAGUUACACUGCCUCCUCCUGGACAUUAAAGGAAAUUCACAUGGACAAAGGAAGGAGACCAAAGUCCUCACCCCAUUCCUCCUCAAACAGAACUGGAGCUAAAACACUGAGUCCUCUUAAAGUACCAUGAACACUCCUCUAAAGUAAUCUCACUGGUGGUUUCAAAUAUGCUCUCCUCUGUUCAUUCCCUGUCCAUAAAAUGUUAAUCUGGUUCUUGGGUGGAGCAGAAGAAGGUGGUUUGAGGUACCAACACAGGUGCAGUAACUGUCAAAUGUGUCCGUUUGGACUCAUUUAAGGUUUGAUUUUCCACAUUUUGAAUUAGACAAGGCAAGCAACUCUUAUUCCCAUUUAGUGUCAAAGAUAACUUGUAUUUCCUUUGUCAUGUUUUUGUAAUACGUUUGUAUUUUCUCUCAUAACUAAGACAAGCUGAUGAUGAAUUUCUCUCCGAAUUUUGCCGAAAUUAAACUGAGAAAUGCACAUUGCACAGAGAGUUAUUUUGAGGUGAUCCUCAUUCAAUUUAGGGAAUCUGAUCUGACAGUGAGGCAUUAAAAAAAGACAAGAACAAGAUUAUACUGCUCCAACAAAGGCUUCACACCAAGUUUAUGGAAAGAAGUACAGACCAAGAAAUAACAAACUUUUAUUUUUGCUGUGAGAUUGAAUCAAUGUGUACAAUCUGAUUUCAAAUUGUUGACUACUUUAAACACAGGAACACAUUGUAGAAAUAAACUGUUUAUGCACAUUUGUAUUUUUCAUUGAAUGAAAGGUUGCAAGGUCACUUAUCACAGUUGCAAAGCUGUUAAAAGACAUAGAUUUGUGAUGUUCAGUAACUUAUUUUUAAUGUUAUUUUCAGAGAUACAUG
Chanos chanos (milkfish) is the source of this 2448-nucleotide messenger RNA. RefSeq names its product glutathione synthetase (gene gss). The transcript is spliced from 13 exons. The record is from RefSeq and is a predicted model, not a curated record. Lineage: Eukaryota; Metazoa; Chordata; Actinopteri; Gonorynchiformes; Chanidae. Bases 158 to 1591 code for a protein of 477 amino acids. Gene Ontology annotation, molecular function: glutathione binding; glutathione synthase activity; ATP binding. Gene Ontology annotation, biological process: glutathione biosynthetic process. Gene Ontology annotation, cellular component: cytosol.